Scleropages formosus (Asian bonytongue) is the source of this 2181-nucleotide messenger RNA. Its product is annotated as plastin-3. Gene Ontology annotation, molecular function: actin filament binding; calcium ion binding. Bases 102 to 1985 code for a protein of 627 amino acids. The record is from RefSeq and is a predicted model, not a curated record. Gene Ontology annotation, cellular component: cytoplasm; actin filament bundle; actin filament. Gene Ontology annotation, biological process: actin filament network formation; actin filament bundle assembly. The transcript has 16 exons. NCBI's taxonomy places the organism in Eukaryota, Metazoa, Chordata, Actinopteri, Osteoglossiformes, Osteoglossidae.
UUUUAAACCGAGACUUGGUUGUUAACGGAAUUUUGGAAGCGGGGAAAGCGAAGACAGACCCCACCUUUGGACUUUUUAAGCUGCAAGUUAUCUCCUGGGAGAUGGCAGGCAAGAUCUCAAAGGAUGAACUAGAAGAGCUACAGGAAGCCUUCAGAAAAGUGGACCUUGACAACAAUGGCUUCAUCAGCGACUACGAACUUCAUGACCUGUUUAAAGAAGCUAAUUUGCCCUUGCCAGGAUACAAGGUCAGGGAGAUCAUCCAAAAGCUGAUGCUGGAGGGUGAUCGCAACAAGGACAAUAAGAUCAGUUUUGAUGAAUUUGUUGCCAUAUUCCAUGAACUACAGAGCAGCGAUAUUGCUAAAACUUUCCGGAAGGCCAUCAACAGGAAGGAGGGUAUCCUGGCCAUUGGUGGCACCUCGGAACUGUCUAGCGAGGGCACACAGCAUUCGUUCUCAGAGGAAGAGCGGUAUGCCUUUGUGAACUGGAUUAACAAGGCCCUGGAGAAUGACCCAGACUGCAAGCAUGUGUUGCCCAUGGACCCCAACAAUGACUCACUUUUCAAAGCUGUAGGAGAUGGCAUUGUGCUCUGUAAGAUGAUCAACCUCUCGGUACCUGAUACAAUCGAUGAGAGAACAAUAAAUAAGAAGAAGCUGACUCCUUUCACAGCCCAGGAAAACUUAAACCUCGCCUUAAAUUCCGCCUCCGCUAUUGGCUGCCAUGUGGUCAACAUCGGAGCCCUGGAUCUACGGGAAGGAAAGCCUCACCUUGUACUUGGUCUGCUCUGGCAGAUCAUCAAGAUUGGUUUGUUUGCAGACAUUGAGUUGAGCAGGAACGAAGCACUGGCAGCUUUGCUCAGAGAAGGGGAGACACUGGAGGACUUGAUGAAAUUGUCCCCGGAGGAGCUCCUGCUGCGCUGGGCCAACUUCCACCUGGAGAAUGCUGGUUAUAAAAAGAUCAACAACUUUAGCUCUGACAUCAAAGACUCCAGGGCCUACUUUCACCUCCUGAACCAGAUAGCCCCAAAAGGCGUGAAAGAAGAUGAGCCUUGCAUUGACAUUAACAUGUCUGGGUUCAAUGAGAAGGAUGACCUGAGAAGAGCGGAGAGCAUGCUACAACAGGCGGACAGGCUCGGCUGCCGGCAGUUUGUCACCCCUGCUGACGUUGUCAGCGGUAAUCCCAAACUGAACCUGGCAUUUGUUGCUAACCUCUUCAACAAGUACCCUGCCCUGACUAAGCCUGAGAACCAAGACAUAGACUGGGGACUCUUAGAAGGUGAGACACGGGAGGAGAGGACCUUCCGUAAUUGGAUGAACUCCCUGGGAGUUAACCCUCAUGUCAACCAUCUUUACGGCGAUCUGCAGGAUGCCCUGGUCAUCCUGCAGCUAUAUGAGAAAAUCAAGGUUCCUGUUGACUGGAAUAAUAAAGUGAAUAAACCACCAUAUCCUAAAAUUGGGACUAAUAUGAAAAAGCUGGAGAACUGCAACUACGCAGUGGAGCUAGGAAAGAACGAGGCCAAGUUCUCCCUUGUUGGUAUCGGUGGACAGGAUCUCAAUGAUGGCAAUGCUACACUGACACUGGCCCUGGUCUGGCAGCUAAUGAGGAGAUAUACUUUAAAUGUUUUGGAGGACCUUGGAGAUGGACAGAAAGUUAAUGAUGACAUUAUAGUUAAUUGGGUCAACAAGACUUUGUCCAACGCAGGCAAAAAAACAAAAAUCACAAACUUCAAGGACAAAGAGAUCAGCUCAAGUCUGCCAGUGUUAGACUUGAUUGAUGCCAUUCAGCCGGGGAGCAUCAGCUAUGACCUGGUGAAGACGGGCAGGCUGUCUGAGGAUGACAAGCUGGAGAAUGCCAAGUAUGCAGUUUCCAUGGCUCGAAAAAUAGGAGCUCGUGUUUACGCCCUUCCAGAGGACCUGGUGGAAGUCAAACCCAAAAUGGUGAUGACUGUGUUUGCCUGCUUAAUGGGCCGAGGAAUGAAGAAAGUGUAACUCCAUUGCCCUGCUGUCACCUCAAAGCCAAAUGUGCCGCUCAUAAGCCAUUUGCUGGAUAAACGGCUUCUGUGCAUUGAAAAAUAUCAAAGGCCUUUCGCUACAGAGACCUUUCAGUUUUCGUUACAUCCUUUUUUUUUUUUUUUUUUAAAUGGCAUCUUUCAUUUUAGUUUUAUGCGGAAUUCUUACGUUUUUG